Molecule: messenger RNA, 2235 nt
Organism: Strongylocentrotus purpuratus (purple sea urchin)
Lineage: Eukaryota; Metazoa; Echinodermata; Echinoidea; Camarodonta; Strongylocentrotidae
Product: ankyrin-1-like
Exons: 1
Coding region: 1-2235 (744 amino acids)
Molecular function (GO): protein binding
Source: RefSeq, a predicted model, not a curated record
AUGGAGGACGGAAAGAAAGAGCUGUCACACGGCGAUCUUGUAAAUUUGAAUGCCGCCACAUCUGCUGAUGUUAAUUGCGUCAAAUUAGAAGAAUGUUCAUCUUCUCUGCUAUUCAACCCUGACAUAGACCAGAUGGAUGAGGAAGGAUACACACCGCUCUACAAGGCAGCUUUAGAAGGUGAUCUCGAAGGUGUUAAAGACCUCAUUUCACAUGGAGCAAACCCAAAUAAACCAAGUAAAGAUGGACUCCGUCCACUUCAUGCAGCGGCUCAAGAAGGACAGGAACACAUCGUUGACUUCCUCAUCCUUCAAGGAGCGGACGUGAAUGUCGAGUGUGACUUAGCUCAGACUCCUCUUCAUACAGCAGCUGUAAAUGGCUAUGCUGACAUCGUAGAGAAGUUCAUAUCAAACGGAUCUGAUGUGAACAAGAGAGAUAACACUGGGUGCACACCAUUCAAUGCUGCCGUUAAAUAUGGUCAUCUACAUGCCGUCCAAUACCUCAUGACUGAGAAAUGGAAGCAGAACAGAUAUGAUGGUAUGACCCCACUCUAUGCCGCAGCAUAUUUUGGUCAUGUAGACAUCGUCAAAUUAUUCAUAACCUGUGACGCAGAUAUGAACGAAGAAGGAGAUGAAGGUAAAAUUCCUCUCCACGGUGCUGCUGCUCGAGGCCACAUGCAAAUCGUGGAAUAUCUCAUUCAACAAGGAUCCAAUGUGAACAGGAAAGAUAACACUGGUCUGACCCCACUCUAUGCUGCAGCAAAUGUUGGUCACUUAGACAUCGUCAAAUUCUUCAUAUCCGAUGGUGCUAAUGUGAACGAAGAAAAUGAUGACGGGAGAAUUCCUCUCCAUGGUGCGGCUUUUAACGGUCAAAUGAAAGUCAUGAAGUAUCUCAUUCAGCAAGGGUCUGAUGUGGACAAGAGUGAUUCCAAGGGUUGGACACCAUUUAAUGCUGCUGUCCAAGAGGGCCAUUUAGGAGCCGUCAAAUAUCUCAUGGAUAAGGGAGCGAAGCAGAACAGAUAUGAUGGUAUGACCCCACUCUAUGCCGCAGGAGAAUUCGGUCAUUCAGACAUCGUGGAAUUCUUCAUAUCGAAUGGUGCUGAGGUGAACGAGGAAAAUGACAAAGGGACGGUUCCUCUCCAUGGUGCAGCUACCAGAGGCAGAGGUUACAUGAAAGUGAUGAAAUAUCUCAUUCAGCAAGGAUCUGAUGUGAACAAGAAUGAUUGUAGAGGUUGGACGCCAGUAAAUGAUGCAGUCAAACAUGGCAAUUUAGACGUUGUCGAACUUCUCUUAGGGAAAGGAGUUAAGGAUACCAGUUUUGAAGGAUUGACCCCACUUUAUAUCGCAGCACAGUAUGACCACGUCGAUGUGGUAAACUUCAUAGUCUCCAAUGGAGAUGAUGUGAACGAAAGAAAUGAAUGUGGCAAGGUUCCUCUUCAUGCAGCAUGUUUCAAUGGCAACAUGGAUAUCGUGAAAGUUCUCGUUAACCACAACUCUAAUGUCAAUGAACAAGAUCAAAGUGGACGAACACCACUCGAAGCCGCUGCACAAAAAGGACAUCAGGAUGUAGUAGAUUACCUUGCAUUGAAUGGAGCAGACAUGAACGUGAGGGACAUAGAUGGUCUGACGCCGUUCCGAGCAGCAGCAAACACAACCCAUCCACAUGCGAUAGAAGGUAUCUCACCUUCUAGAGGUGACCCGGAUGAGGAAGAAACAGGAGAUCCAGAACCUGGAGGACACCAGAAGCUAAUCACAAGAGGAUAUAUGACGGUAUCACUGACAGAUACAGACACACAGUCUCGUAUAGGACAGUUAGCAUCUCACGUAGAUGAUACAGAGGAGGGGAAUGGCUGCAAUCAAGCUGAUAAUUCGAAAAGAGGAGACAAUCAGCUCUCCUUGAAGAAUCUUCCCAGACUGAUCCCUGAGGCUGCAGAAGGUGGCAAUCGAGAACGCAACCCUUUCGUCCAAGCUAAGCUGAAGUAUCCUGACAAAGGUGAACAAGAUCCGAUGCUAGAUCAGAUGGAGCCAAUUAAGUGCACCGGGACAAAGACAAGAGACACCAAAAGAAAUGACACAGACUACCCUUCCCCGCGUGGACCUCAGACGUGGCAAUACAGCGGAUUCGAUUCACCCUCUCUACAUACCAUGGAGACUGACAGUCACCCGUCUGAAGAACCGGAAUCCAGAUGUCACUCACUAAUGAAUGAAAACAAGGAAAUGAGAGUGAGUGGUUAUUGA